CGGGAACGGGGUCUUGGCUGUGGAAGCCAGAGCAAGGCAAAUGGCUUCCCUUCGGUGGGUGCUGGGAAAGUUCUAAGGAGAGAAGAGCCGCUCUGUGACGACAUGCAAUCCCCGGGAGGUGGGGCCUCGCGUUGCCGCCCAAUCAGAUGGAGAUGGGCUCCUGGGCGGAGCCAAGGGAAGCCCUAGGAAAUAGCUUUUUGGGAAUUGGGGACCCCCCAUGUGGGAGGCUCGGGAAGGGACGCGGCUGAACUACUUUGUAGAGAGCUGAUGCCGUGACUCGGGGCCCAGUGGUAGAGCCCACGCUAGCCCCCCGCCCCCAGAAACUUUAAUCUUGGUCGUGGGGAACAUAUUUAGCGCAGAAGGACGUGACCCCGACUUCCUCUUUAAAAGCCCCCCAGAACCUGGACUGAGUUCAGCGGACCCUAGUGUUUGAGCGCCCAGGUCAGGGAAUCAAGGUUGGAGAGCGGCUAGUUGGGAUGCUUCGCUGCCUAGGGUACAUCGGGGGUUCGGUUUUUUUGAGGAGAGUGGGUCCUGCAAAUAGGGGGGUCGGAGGGUCGGUCUUAGCCUCGAGGAGGUGGGGGGCGCGGCUUCCGGGCUUUCUCUUAAGAUGGCCAGGCUCCUCCCGGGUUUAGAGGCUGGAGCGGGCUGGGGUUGAGUUUUCGAGUCUGGUAGUGACCUGGGGUUGGGUCUGAGGUCGGAUGGUGUAUUUGGUCUGAGCAUUGAGUGUCAGCUUGGGGUGCAGCCGUUUUUGGAGGCUCGGGAAGUUUGCAAUUCAAAAUGACAUCCGUUCCGAGGCGUUGCGUACACUUGCCCUCGCUUCGGGGUGAGGAGUCCCUUCCUGGCCGUGUUGGAUUGCUGCGCGAUCGGGCCUGAAUGGGGCCCGGAUUUGCCGUCUUCUUGGCGGCUCUGGCUCACUGCCUGCUCCCCGCGAGGUGCUGUAUCAUUUGUGACCGUCUGGUCGUCACAGCGCUGAAGUCUUUAGAAAGAGAUUACCUGCCCGGCCACCUGGACACCAAGCAUCACAAAACCUUCAUGAAAAGGGUGCUGGAUGCGGUAAAGGAUUUUAAGGAUCUCCCGUUGGACGAGACCAGCUUUAUGGGGGCCAUUGAUGAGGACACGCUAGAACAGGCAUCCUGGAGUUUUCUGAAGGAUCUGAAAAGAAUCACAGACAGUGAUGUGAAAGGAGAGCUCUUCGUGAAGGAGCUAUUCUGGAUGCUUCACCUUCAAAAGGACACAUUUGCCAACUAUGCUAUUCAGUUUCAAAAAGAAGUUUAUUGUCCCAACAAAUGUGGGACGAUGUUGCAGGUUCUGAUCUGGUGCAACGAAUGUGAGAAGCAGGUCCAUGCUUGUCGGAAGUCCUACGAUUGCGGAGAGCACAGCGUGAAGGUGCACGAGAUGGAGGACAUCAUCCUGGACUGUCACCUCAAUUGGCACCAUGCUUCCCAAGGCCUCGCGGACUACAGCUUUUACAGGGGACCCCCUCCAUCCCCUCACCCUGGAUUCCUAUCCCCUGCACUGAGACCCCCGUGAUCUUCUCAUCCCGGCACUCCCCUCAAACCCUGAAUUCCCCAGGCGUCUGUGACCCCUUGAGCUUGGGUCUAGGUUUGGGGGAACAAUUCUGAGACCUUGGUGUCCAAGGGGAAGGAGCCCAUCAUGACCAAGCC
Messenger RNA from Dipodomys ordii (Ord's kangaroo rat), 1664 nucleotides. It is a transcript of the gene Izumo1, whose product is annotated as izumo sperm-egg fusion 1. Lineage: Eukaryota; Metazoa; Chordata; Mammalia; Rodentia; Heteromyidae. Gene Ontology annotation, molecular function: protein binding involved in heterotypic cell-cell adhesion; signaling receptor binding. The transcript is spliced from 8 exons. The record is from RefSeq and is a predicted model, not a curated record. Gene Ontology annotation, biological process: fusion of sperm to egg plasma membrane involved in single fertilization; sperm-egg recognition; heterotypic cell-cell adhesion. Bases 874 to 1530 code for a protein of 218 amino acids. Gene Ontology annotation, cellular component: plasma membrane; acrosomal membrane.